Acanthosepion pharaonis is the source of this 483-nucleotide messenger RNA. The record is from the annotation of a GenBank genome assembly. Lineage: Eukaryota; Metazoa; Mollusca; Cephalopoda; Sepiida; Sepiidae.
AUGAGUUCGGCCUGCAAAUGUCUUACAGACCAUGGGCAUUAUAACUGCCCAUCGCAACAGGCUACCCUCUGGUCUGGUGUCCCUGCUGCGCAAACACCAGAACCCGGGAAUUCUCUUUCAUCGCAUUCGAGAAGAGGACAGCAUUCGGGUGAUCAGUUGGGUCACGGACGAAAAGGUUCAGCUUCUGGCCUGCCGCGAGAUAUGGUUUAUCAGAUGCAGUCACAGAUUUUCUUUUGCACUUCUCAUAAUUUGUUGUGGGGGAGGGGUGGUGGAAGAAGAGGAAAAAUUCUCCUUCCCAGCUAUCAUCCCUCUCUCUCCAUCUCUUUCUUUCCCCUCCUCUCUCUCUCUCUCUCAUUAUCAAAGGUUGAACAAAAAAAAUCUAAAAAUAUUUUUUCCCCAUUUUCUCUGUUUCCUCUUCAAAGUUGUGUUAUGAAAAAAUAUUCCUACACUUCUUCGCAGUCUCUUCAUAUUAAUGGCAGAUGA